AUGUCUGCGACGAAACUUUUAGUAAUAACAGGGCCGCGUGUGCUAACUUCUCUUUCUACUGAAGCCUCGCCGGGGACACUGGAAAUAGAUCAAACCGGAAAAAUAACAGCAAUAUACGCUAAAGAAAGCGUACACGCGACCGAUUAUCCGUUUCUUGCUCCUGAAAAAUUCAUAAAAGUUGGUAGCGAACAAGUGGUGCAAUGCGGUCUAGUAGACGCUCAUGUUCAUUUAAAUGAACCAGGAAGAACGGCUUGGGAAGGCUUUGAGAGUGGAACGAGGGCGGCUUGUGCUGGUGGUGUGACCACUGUUAUAGAUAUGCCAUUGAAUUCUAUACCACCCACCACAACGGUUCCAAAUUUACACGCGAAAAUAAAAGCAGCUCGUGACAAGUGCUGGGUUGAUGUUGGUUUCUAUGGAGGAAACGAAUUAGUGCCACUGAUCAAAGCAGGCGUUAAAGGGUUCAAAGCUUUUAUGAUUGAGAGUGGAGUUGAGGAAUUUCCGGCGUGUCUUGUAGAGGAUGAUCUGCGUAAGGCUUUUGAGGAGCUUAAGGGCCAUGAUUCAUUAUUUAUGUUUCAUGCAGAAAAGGAAGAGAAUGAAGAAAAAAAUCAAUCUGUUAUUGAAGAGGAUAGUAAUAAAAAUCAAGCUUACGUUCAAUUUUUAUCUUCACGACCUCAAUCACUCGAGUUAAACGCCAUAAAAUUAAUCGCACAAUUAACAUCCGAAUAUCAAACUGUUCGUACACACAUUGUACACUUGUCGGCUGCAGACGCGUUACCAGUUAUACGCGAGGCAAAAAGAGCCGGCGCUCCAUUGACUGUGGAAACGUGUUUUCAUUACCUGUGCCUGACGGCUGAGCAGGUUCCCAUUGGUGCUACUAAAUUCAAGUGUUGUCCCCCGAUAAGAGAUAAUGCGAAUAGGGAAUUGCUAUGGGAGGCUUUAAGAGAUGGUACCAUAGAUUCUGUGGUAUCGGAUCAUUCUCCAUGUACCGUUGAUUUGAAGUUAACAGACAAAGGUGAUUUUAUGAGAGCGUGGGGUGGUAUUUCUUCGUUACAGUUUGGGUUACCCGUGUUAUGGACUGAAGCACGAAAACGAGGAUUCAGUAUAAAUGACCUUCACAAAUGGUUAUCACGAAAUACAGCUAAACAAGUAAGAUUAGAUGACAGAAAAGGUGAAAUAAAGGUUGGCUUCGACGCUGAUAUUGUUAUUUGGAGUCCAGAAGAAACAUUUACUGUUGCCAAAGAAAACAUUCAAUUUAAAAAUAAAGUUACACCUUAUGAAGGCCAAGAACUCUAUGGGGCAGUAAAGAAAACUAUUUUAAGAGGUCAAAUUGUGUUUGAUUCUGAAAAGGGUGGAAUCGUUGGAAGUCCCAUUGGCAAAAUGUUGAUUUAG
Ambispora leptoticha is the source of this 1389-nucleotide messenger RNA. NCBI's taxonomy places the organism in Eukaryota, Fungi, Glomeromycota, Glomeromycetes, Archaeosporales, Ambisporaceae. The record is from the annotation of a GenBank genome assembly.